GAAUCUCUCUCCCAACUCUUCAAGAUGCUCUCCUUCCCUUCCUCAAAAUCUUGUCCUAUAGCAAAACCAGUGCCUCAACAUCUUCGCUCAUCUCUCUUAGAUUCCUUUUGUGGAUCCAAAUCUCUCUCUUUCAACCCACAAACUGGAUUCAAUCUCCGCCCAAAAUCUCUCCAAAUCAAAGCCAUGGAGGCCUCCCUAGACUACCACUUUGGAACCCAACUGCAAACCCAUAUCAAAACACCCACAAGCCUCAAAAUUGCCAUUAUUGGGUUCGGCAAUGUUGGCCAGUUUCACGCCAAAACCUUCGUCAGCCAGGGCCACACUGUCCUCGCUCACUCUCGCUCGGACAACUCCGACACCGCCGCAAAGCUCGGCGUUUCCUUCUUCAGCGACCCGCACGAUCUCUGCGAGGAACACCCAGAAGUGGUGAUGCUAUGCACCUCGAUCCUUUCGACAAAAUCCGAGCUCGAAUCGAUCCCGUUUCAGAGACUGCGGCGUAGCACGCUAUUUGUUGAUGUUUUUUCGGUGAAAGAAUUUCCCAGAAGCCUAUUUGUAAAGGUUGCAACAACCCUGCAGGCCUCUGGUGUUCAGUCUUCACUUGCUGACAAAUCUGACAAUUAG
Vitis riparia (riverbank grape) is the source of this 621-nucleotide messenger RNA. RefSeq names its product arogenate dehydrogenase 2, chloroplastic-like. The coding region runs from base 25 to 621 and encodes 198 amino acids. Gene Ontology annotation, molecular function: arogenate dehydrogenase (NADP+) activity; prephenate dehydrogenase (NAD+) activity; prephenate dehydrogenase (NADP+) activity. Gene Ontology annotation, biological process: L-tyrosine biosynthetic process. The record is from RefSeq and is a predicted model, not a curated record. The transcript has 2 exons. NCBI's taxonomy places the organism in Eukaryota, Viridiplantae, Streptophyta, Magnoliopsida, Vitales, Vitaceae.